AUGAAUUUUAAUUCUUAAUAAAAUUUUAGAUUUUGCAAUAAUAAAUAGUAAUAUGAGAUUCCAGAAGCUCUCAAAAAGAAGAUUCAGAAUAGAGCUAGGCAUAUGAUUAUUUCAUUCACUUUGGUAGUUUUUGGAGGAGUUCUUCUAGCAGGCAAAUAUACUUAUUAAAAGUUUUAUCCAAAGGAAACUUAAAAAUUUAAUGAGACAUAAAUAGUAAAUGAGAAUUAGAAAAUUAUUGAGGAUAAAUAAAUUUCAUUAGAGAAACCAAAAUAAUGA
Messenger RNA from Paramecium pentaurelia, 276 nucleotides. The record is from the annotation of a GenBank genome assembly. NCBI's taxonomy places the organism in Eukaryota, Ciliophora, Oligohymenophorea, Peniculida, Parameciidae.